AUGAAAGAAAUGGUUCUCAACGCUAAAGUGCGUUUUUUUGAACUGCAUAUUUCCCUCUUCGAGACGCUAACAGAAAAGUUCCUCACAGGACAUUCCAUGUCGGCUUUCCUUGAGUAUUUUCAGAAUGAGGAAAGUUUCGUUCAAAGUCUAAUUGACGGCUGUCUGGAGGAAAGAACAGUCAGUAAAGUUUGCGAGGUUUUGAUUAAAGCUGAAAUAUAUCUCUGCUUUCUUUACUGGCAAGAUUACGCUAUGAUUGACAUCAUUUACGAAACAGCAAUAAAGGCAGCCAAUGAUCACAAUUGGCUUAACUCUGUCCACAAACGACUGCUUCUGUUGAAAACGUAUGGAAGCUUGGUUAUGGGCGCAACUGAAGAGACGAAGAGGCUGCUGUCGGUGAAUAAGCAAGUUCAGUUGUCUACUGUCAUCCAAGACACACAAUUGCAAGGAGAAUUCUUGACUUACCAAGGAUUGUACAAAAUGUUUAUCGGGAGAGUUGAAGAAGGAGUGAGACAUUUAGAAGAAGCGCUUUCGUUAAUGGAGACAACUCCAAAGCACAGAACCCUAAAGCUCAUUAUUCUCCAAGUUCUUGCUCUUUAUCAAAGUUCCAAAAGGAACCCCGUUAAAGUCACUUGACCUUUACAAAAGAGAAGUAGAUGAAUGCAAAGCAAUGGGAAACACGGGCUUAGUAGUAAUUCCGGAGAUCGAUGAAACCAGGAGAGAAGAAGACGGGAUACAUCUAAACGAAACCAGACUGACCCAUAACCAGCCACUUCAAACGGAAGUUGUCAUUCUGGUGAGUCAAACAGUAAAGAACAUCUCCACUGAUACAACCAGCCAAUUCUUUAGUAAUUUACUGCUGCAAAUACUGACGGAAUCUGACUCUACCAUACCAACUGGUGCAACUGGUCGGUUCAACUUUCAUUUCUCUGGAGUAAGAAUGCUCAUUAAAUUAAAAAAAGAACAAGAACCGUGUAAUUUAAAUCGGAGAUAUAGUGAAUUUUCAUCCCGAAAAAAUCCAAAAAUAGUUGAGAAAAACAUCAGUGCAACUUCCUCAAAUAACAGCGAACACACGAAAGCCAACCACGUAGAAGCCUUAGAAUCAGAAAAGAGUGCACUGGAUAUCAGGUUAAAAGUCCUGGGGGAAGAACAUUUACAAACCGCUUCCAGCUAUCAUUCAUUAGCAGCUACACAACAUUCACUUGGAGACUUUGUGUCAGCCCUUGAGUCAAACAAGCGUGCACUGAAUAUCAGGUUAAAGGUUUUGGGUAAAGAACAUUUACAAACCGCGGACAGCUACCAUUCAUUAGCAGCUACUCAACAUUCACUUGGAGACUUUGUGUCAGCCCUUGCGUCUGCCAAGCGUGCACUGAAUAUCAGGUUAAAAAUCCUUGGCGAAGAACAUUCACAAACCGCUGACAGCUAUCAUUAA
Messenger RNA from Pocillopora meandrina, 1429 nucleotides. The record is from the annotation of a GenBank genome assembly. NCBI's taxonomy places the organism in Eukaryota, Metazoa, Cnidaria, Anthozoa, Scleractinia, Pocilloporidae.